UGGGAUUUCCAGAAGAAAAGAUCAAGGGGGAAUUAUCAAGAAUAGAUUCAUUUUCUGAAUAGUUAAACCUCAAAUGACCACAGCCUUGGCCCUUCAGACUCCAGAGAUGCAGGAGGGACUUAUAGCAGUGAAGGUAAAAGAGGAAGAGGGAGACCAUGCCUAUGGGCAAGAAUCUGGCCUGUCAAGAGAUAACCCUCACACCAGAGAGAUCUUUCGUAGACGCUUCAGGCAAUUCUGCUACCAGGAGACACCUGGGCCCCGAGAGGCUCUUCGAAGACUCCGAGAACUCUGCCAUCAGUGGCUGAGACCAGAGAUGCACACCAAGGAGCAGAUCCUGGAGCUGCUGGUGCUGGAGCAGUUCCUGACCAUCCUGCCCGAGGAGCUCCAGGCCUGGAUGAGAAAGCACCGCCCAGUGAGUGGAGAGGAGGCGGUAACUGUGCUGGAGGAUUUGGAGAGAGAGCUGGAUGAACCAGGAGAGCAGGUCCCAGUCCAUGAUCAUGAACAGGAAGAGCUUGUGAAGGAGAAAGCAACUCUAGGAGCAGCCCAGGAGUCGUCUGGUGGCCAGCUCCAAACCUUGGAAGAGCAGCCUCAGUGGAACUUGCGAGGCAUGUGCCCGGUUCAGGAGAUUGAUGAUGAGGCUGGGACUUGGAAUGUGGAGUUAGCCCCAGAGAGGGAUCUGUCUAAAGAAACGAAAUCUCAUGUGGAAGUACCUGAAAAAUUGAAUGGUAAUAUUAUUCCAGUGCCUGAGUGUGGAGAGACCUGUGACCACGAAGGCAGAUGGGAAAGGCAACGGGUAAGCUCUUCAGUGGAGAGACCCUAUAUCUGUGGUGAAUGUGGGAAAAGCUUCACCCAGAAUUCCAUCCUCAUCGAGCACCAGAGAACGCACACGGGCGAGAAGCCCUAUGAGUGUGAUGAAUGUGGGCGGGCCUUCAGCCAGCGGUCAGGCCUCUUCCAGCACCAGAGGCUCCACACUGGGGAGAAGCGCUACCAGUGCAGCGUUUGUGGUAAAGCCUUCAGCCAGAACGCUGGGCUUUUCCAUCACCUCAGGAUCCACACGGGGGAGAAACCUUACCAGUGCAGUCAGUGCAGUAAGAGCUUUAGUCGACGUUCUGUCCUCAUUAAGCAUCAGAGAAUUCACACUGGAGAAAGACCUUAUGAAUGUGAGGAAUGUGGCAAGAACUUCAGUUACCACUGCAACCUUGUCCAGCAUCGGAAAGUCCACCCUGUGGCUGAAUCCAGCUAGCUCCUUGGAA
Messenger RNA from Aethalodelphis obliquidens (Pacific white-sided dolphin), 1253 nucleotides. RefSeq names its product zinc finger and SCAN domain-containing protein 23. Lineage: Eukaryota; Metazoa; Chordata; Mammalia; Artiodactyla; Delphinidae. The record is from RefSeq and is a predicted model, not a curated record. Bases 74 to 1243 code for a protein of 389 amino acids. Gene Ontology annotation, molecular function: RNA polymerase II cis-regulatory region sequence-specific DNA binding; DNA-binding transcription factor activity, RNA polymerase II-specific. The transcript has 3 exons. Gene Ontology annotation, biological process: regulation of transcription by RNA polymerase II.